Molecule: messenger RNA, 1704 nt
Organism: Stylonychia lemnae
Lineage: Eukaryota; Ciliophora; Spirotrichea; Sporadotrichida; Oxytrichidae
Source: the annotation of a GenBank genome assembly
AUGAUUAUAAAUCAAAUUUUAUUUACAACUCAGGAAAACAAGGGGGAGUAGUAAGUAGUUCUGAGGCUUAAAUAGUUUUUGAAUCUUCAAAACUCAGCUACAACCAAGAUAAUUACUCAAUAAGAAACACUAUGUUUAUAAUCAACUAAAUUCAAAAAUGGGAUGUCAAUAGAGGGAGGAGCUAUAUACAUAGCUGGUGACAGCAAUGCUAAUAUUUAAUCAUCAAUAUUCCAAAAUAAUAAGGCUAGAUCGAAAGGUGAUAACUAUGCUGGUGAUUUAGGAGAUGAUAUUUAUUUGACAAGCUCUCUUAAUUUAAUAACUUUAAAAUAAGUUUAAAUAACAAAUUUGAAAGCCAAGAAUUCUAUCUAUAUAGAGCAGGCAAAAAUAUAUUCAUAGGAGCUGGUGAUUAAAGAUGCUAACCAAAAUGAAAAUUCAUAUAGAGGUGCAGGAAUAUACUGCUAUUAUUGUAGAGGUCUUGAAAUAAGAGAUUCUUCUUUUAUUAAUUUAAGAUCUGUUUACGGAGGAGCAAUAUACAUACUUGAAUAAGAUUUAGGUAAAGAAACUUCAAAUAAAAAUAAUAAAAAGUUUUAAAUCAUUAAUUCUACCUUUACCAACUGUACCGGUGAAUAAGGUGGUGCUUUAAUGCUUGAUAAUGCUCAAUCUGUUUUUAUUUAAAAUAGCAAAUUUAUUGGAAACACUGCUAAGGUAAUUCCAGAGUAUUAAAUUCAUGCAGCAGAUUUAGCUUCUGGAGGAGCUAUUUAUUAUUCUUGCAAUGCUGAAAUAUUAAAUUGCAUUCUAAUUUUUGAUGGAGUUAAUAUUUUUAAACAUAAUAAUGCCUAUAUUAAGGGAGGAGCUAUUUACUGGACUAUUCUUGAGCCUAUUUUCGAUAGCAAUAAUCUUAAUUUCAUAGAUAACUCUGCAUUUUAAUACGGGGAUAAUUUAGCCUGCUUCCCUUAAAAAUUGGGAUCUUUAUCAGUAAACCAAUAUUUGGCUCAUAUUUUAAAAUUAGGUUUGAUAGAAAAUACGAACUAAAGACUUUUAUAAUAUACUACAGCUGAGAAAAUUUAAUAUUUUUAAUCAAUUUAAAGCUAAAAGAGUGGUGGUGCUAUACCUAUUAUUUAUAUGGCUUUAAUUGAUUAAUAUGGAUAGAUUGUUGGAUCAGAUUCUAACAGUAAAGUUAGAAUAUCUAUUCAGGCAAAUAAUCUGGAUGAAAAAGCAAUAAUGUACCCAGCUAUUCUUUAAGGAAACAGUGAUUUUUAAGCCUCUAGUGGUAUUGCUAUUAUUUAGGAUGUAAUAGUUACAGGAACCCCGGGAAAUAUACAUCUGAGAGAAUGUAUUGAAGGAGAGUAAUUUACAUCAGCUGGAAAAUGUAUUGAAUGCUAAGACAAUACUUACUCACUGAUAAAAAUGAUAGAGCCAAGCUCCUGUGAAAUUUGUCCAACCGAGAAAGCAAUAUGCAUUGGAGGUGCAAAUAUUGGUCCUUUACCAGGAUAUUGGAGAAAAAGUAAUACAACUAAGCGUAUCGAAAAGUGUCUUUUUGAACCCGCAUGUCUCGGAAUGAUACCUCCAAAUUAAAAUCCUAUGGGAGACUGCCUUCAAGGCUAUAGAGGAAUUCUUUGUACAGACUGUAGCAAAGGCUAUUCAAGAGACAAUGAUUAUUAAUCUUCUGCUUAUGACAUCUUCAUUUAAUUUUUCAUGGUCUGA